Tremella mesenterica DSM 1558 is the source of this 2964-nucleotide messenger RNA. RefSeq lists its product as uncharacterized. Gene Ontology annotation, molecular function: U3 snoRNA binding; protein binding. NCBI's taxonomy places the organism in Eukaryota, Fungi, Basidiomycota, Tremellomycetes, Tremellales, Tremellaceae. The transcript is spliced from 7 exons. Gene Ontology annotation, cellular component: small-subunit processome; nucleolus; 90S preribosome. The record is from RefSeq and is a predicted model, not a curated record. The coding region runs from base 1 to 2811 and encodes 936 amino acids. Gene Ontology annotation, biological process: endonucleolytic cleavage to generate mature 5'-end of SSU-rRNA from (SSU-rRNA, 5.8S rRNA, LSU-rRNA); endonucleolytic cleavage in 5'-ETS of tricistronic rRNA transcript (SSU-rRNA, 5.8S rRNA, LSU-rRNA).
AUGAACGCUCACGCACCUCGCAAGGCACUCAAGACUAGGUCAGCUUCAAAAUCCUCUUGUAUCUACUCAGCUGAUAAUUAUAGCUAUCGUGCCUCACCCCGGUCCCUUCGACCCGUCUACACCGGUGGUCCAGUCCUCAUAAGCAAAGACGGUCAAUGGCUCAUUACAACUCUGGAAGAGCAAGUUCUCAUCUCUGAAGUUCAGACUGGGCUUCAAGUCGCAAGAGUCAGAGGUGACACAACCCCCAUAACUUCCCUUUCACUCUCCUACCACACCUCCCCACCUACAUUGAUAACAUGUCAUCAAUCAACCAGCAUCAGACAGUAUCCUCUUCCAUCCACAGCCUCUUCUUCCCUCCAAGUCCCUUACCUGACCUACUCCCGCCAAAUCCCAAAAGCUCAUUCCGCACCUAUACUCGUUUCUGCCGUAUCACCAGAUUCUACCUUGUUCGCCACUGGGUCAUCUGAUGGGACUGUCAAAGUAUGGGAUUCUGCCGGUGGGUAUGUGACACAUUUGUUCCGAGGACAUGGAGGUCCGGUUUCGGCUCUACGUUUCAGUCAACCUCCAUCAGGAGGAGGCAAGAUGUUACUCUUCACUGGAUCCACCGAUUCCAGAAUACGGAUAUACGAUCUGCACGAUCAGAAAAUGGCAGGACCGAGUAAACCCAAACAUGUGCUAGAAGGACAUGUGAGUGUUGUGAGAGGUAUAGACCUGAGCGAGGAUGGAAGAUGGUUAGUAAGUGCCGGAAGGGACAAGGUGGUCUUGUUGUGGGACAUGAACGGGGAGGUCAAACAGGGGAAAGAGAAAGGGAAAAAGGGAGAACCGAGAUUGGUACAGACUGUCAUUGUUCAAGAACAAGUGGAAGCUGUUGGCUGGCUCCGAGGUACGAUACUGGGUAAGAAUGGGAUGAUGUGUUUUACUGGAGGUGAAAAAGGUGUUGUGAGAAUAUGGGACGUUGCUAAAGGUGUGGAAGUGGGCAGUAUGGUAGGUGUGGAAGGUGUCGAUACGGCUGAAGUGGAUGAAGAUGAACAGAGAGGUAUCAUCGAUGUUCUGUAUGACCAAUCCUCAUCAUCUUUGAUUUCCAUUCACGCCGAUCAAAAUAUCAUUUUCAAUUCUCUGACCGAUGGUUCUCCCACAAGACGAGUAGUUGGAUUUAACGACGAAAUCAUCGAUGCUGUCUUUCUCUCAUCUCCCACUUCUUCAUCUCAUUCUCAUCUCGCAUUAGCCACGAACUCCAAUCUCAUCCGAAUGUAUUCCACAUCGACAUUUGACGCUCGUCUUUUAUCCGGACACAAAGACAUUGUAUUGUGUUUAGGAACCAGUAUCGACCACCGUCUUCUCGUCAGUGGUAGUAAAGAUUCCACUGCCCGACUUUGGUAUUUCACCCCUUCCUCUCCUAAUUCUUCACCCUCCUCUCAAUCAGAGUGGAGAUGUAUAGCCUCUUGCGAAGGUCACGCAGAAUCCAUAGGAGCUGUCGCCCUUUCUCGAAAGUUGGACGAAACAACUGGAUUCCCGAAGUUUCUCAUUACAGCCUCACAAGACCGGACUGCUAAACUGUGGGAUCUCUCCUCUCUUUCUUCCACUGGAGAUGAUGACAAACCUAAAAGUCUGGCCACGUUGAGGAUCCACGAAAAAGAUAUCAAUUCUCUUGAUAUCUCGCCAAAUGAUAGAUUCCUCGCUUCAGGUUCUCAAGAUAAACUCGUCAAAAUAUUCGAGAUUGAUUAUACUUCCUCGGCUGGAGGGACGAAGGGAGCCUUGAAAUUGGUUGGAACGUGUAAAGGUCAUAGGAGAGGGGUAUGGACGGUGAAGUUUAGUAAAGUGGAUAGGAUAGUAGCGAGUGGAGCGGCGGAUAGAUCUGUCAAGUUGUGGAGUUUGGACGAUUUUACUUGUCUUAAAACAUUCGAAGGUCAUACAAACUCUGUCCUACGCAUAGACUUCCUCUCCCAGGGUAUGCAACUCAUCACAUCUUCCUCGGACGGGUUGGUGAAAUUGUGGAAUAUCCGAGAUGAGGAGUGCGUGAAGACUUUGGACAAUCAUGAGGAUAAGGUCUGGGCACUGGCCAUAUCGCAAGAUGAGAGGACUAUCGUUUCCGCCGGCGCUGAUUCCGUCGCUACGUUCUGGGAGGAUGCAACGGAGAUGGAACAAGAAGAAGCCAAUGCGGCUUUAGUCAAAUCUGUGCAAAUAGAACAAGAUUACACAAAUUACCUUUCCAUCAAAGAUUAUCGUCGUGCUAUUUUACUCGCUUUAGCAAUGUCACAACCAGGAAGAUUAUAUAAUCUUUUUUCUUCCGUCAUUUCUUCUUCUUCCUCAUCAUCCCUCUCAACCACCUCCACCUCCACCUCACUCAACCCAUCCAUCUCUUUGGACCCCUCCAACUCAUCCAAUUCAAAUAAACCGACUGAAUCUUUGACAGGCUCAAAAGAAAUAGACAUGGUAAUCCAAACUCUCUCUUUACCCGAUUUGUCCCAAUUAUUACUCUAUGUAAGUGAUUGGAACACUCAUUCUCGUACAUCGACAGUAUCACAAAUAAUCUUGUACGCCAUAUUACAACUUCGUACUCCUGAGGAGAUCAUUCAAUCUUUUAAUCGAAACACGAGAAAUGGUAUGUUGUCGGAUGGAGGGAAGAAAGAUAUGAAAAAAGAAAUAAAUAUGAGAGAUCUUUUAGAUGGUUUGAUACCUUAUUCAGAAAGACAUUUCUCAAGGUUAGAUAGGUUAGUACAAGAUACUUAUGUUUUGGAUUAUAUCUUAGGAGAAAUGGAUGGGGUGGUCGGUCAGGAUAUGGUGAAUGAAAUUGGAGAUGUUGUGAUGUGACGAUGUGAAAAUUCGAUCUUCAUCUAUCUACUAUACAAACAUACAGUAUGAAAUGGGCCAAGGAUAAGGAAGGGUAAGGGUAAGGAUGAGAAUGAAGAUCUAGUCAAAGAUAACUUACUAUGAGAAUGAAAUUGCAUUGUAGACUUUUAGAUU